Messenger RNA from Arvicanthis niloticus (Nile rat), 2281 nucleotides. Lineage: Eukaryota; Metazoa; Chordata; Mammalia; Rodentia; Muridae. The record is from RefSeq and is a predicted model, not a curated record.
UCGGCUGUGACUGUUGCCCGGCAACAGACAGGCCGAGAUCCCCGGCGCGGGAUUCUCAGCUAGGCCAUGGGGUCUCGGGGUCUCCCGCCGCUCCUGCUGGUGCUCCUAAACUGCUGCACCUCUUCGAGCACCCAGGUCGUGGCCACCCCGGCAGUGACGAAGGAGGAUCUCAAUUCCACCAAGGCCACCUCCGCCACUCUCCCGCCCUCCCAGUCGCCUAGGACCCCGGGAACUCCCAGGGCCCCGGAGCACUCUGGCCCCAGGCCCACCCCGGUCACGGACGUUGCUGUCCUGUGCAUCUGUGACCUGCUUCCUGCACAGUGUGAUGUCAACUGCUGCUGCGACCCUGACUGCAGCCCUGAGGAUUUCAGUGUCUUCUCUGCUUGUUCCGUCCCAGUUGUCACGGGUGACAGGCAGUUUUGUAGUCAGAAGGCAGCCUUCUACUCAAUGAAUUUGACAGCAGACCCGCCUCAUCGCGACUUUAAACUCAUCGACCAGAUCAACCCUUCCGUCUUCUGCAUCCAUAUCUCAAAUUACAAGCCUGCACUGUCUUUUGCUAAUCCUGAAGUGCCCAAUGAAGACAAUUUUGACAGACUGAUGCAAACAUCAAGUGGCUUUACACUGAGUGCUGAGACAGGUGUUCCUUCCACAGCCACAUCAGAUGGCCCACAGCCCACUAAAUACGAGUACGGAGCCCCUCUGCAGACUGCAGGUCCAUCUUCAGGGUCAUUUCUGAAACUGCCAUCACCUCUCACGUCAUCUCUGUGUGCAGAUCAGAACCCUGCAGCGUUCCUGGUGAGCCAGGCCUUCGAAUGCAGCCGAAGGGUGGACAUAGACCAGUGUGAAGGAAUGGAAGCCCUCAGCAUGGCUCAUUACAGCAGCCCUGCCAUUCUGAGGGUACCUAAUUCAACGACACAGGUCUCCAUCAAGAUCCAGUCUGUAAUGUAUCGGUCUCUGAAUCACACACUGACCCAGUUAGAAGGCCAUGGUGUCCUGUGGCCAUCUCUGGUCAGCACUGGGCAAGAUAGACUCUGCAGCAACGUUGUUCUCCAGGUGAAGUACAGCCUGCUGUACACAGCCACAGGCCAGAUCCAGGAAGCUGGCCUCUCCCUCGUUCUGGGGACACUGAGCAGUGCAGUAAGUCUCCUGCAGCAGAAGUUUGAGAUUCACUUUAUUCAGCAUGGCACCAAGCCCGUUCCUCUCAGCGGUAAUCCUGGUUACCGAGUGGGACUGCCUCUGGCCGCCGGCUUCCAGCCUCAGAAGGGUCUGUGAAUGUCUGGGAUAAUUCAGACAACAAACAGACACGGCCAAUUUACUAUUCUUCGUAGCACAGAUGAGCAGGACUGCCUUGCCAGCGAGGGGCUCCGGGCCCCUGUGCUCUUUGGCUACAAUGUGCAGUCUGGCUGUCAACUCAGGUUCACAAGCACCAUCCCAUGUGGGCUUCUGGCACAGAAGAUGCAGGACCUGCUGAGAGGCCAAGCCUUCCCUGACUACGUGGCUGCGUUUGGAAACUCCCGGGCCCAGGAUGUACCGGACUGGGUGCCUGUGCACUUCGUCACCUACUCCUCCAACGGGAAGGGCUCUUGCCAGCUUCCUGUGGCUCUGGGUAUAGAAGUGAAAUGGACUAAGUAUGGGUCCCUGCUGAACCCCCAGGCCAGGAUAGUAAAUGUCACUGCCCAGCUCAUCUCAAUCCCAGAGCCCCUCCCAGGGCCUGAGAGGACCAUCGUCAUUUCCACUGCAGUGACAUUUGUGGAUGUGUCAGCCCCUGCAGAGGCAGGCUUCCGAGCCCCGCCCACCAUCAACGCCAAGCUGCCCUUCAGCUUCUUCUUCCCAUUUGUAUGAUGAGGUGGCCCUUGCAGAAGUGAGUCCCCAUCCUGAAGGCUCAGGAGGACAUGAACCCGGCUGCCUUUUCCCUCUCAGGAACUUUACUCUGCUGGGCUAUGGUGUUGGGUCUGAUGGUCCAGCACCCUGCACAUACAGGUCAAAGGCCGCGUCACCUCUGGGAGAUAGGUGGGAACAGAGCCUGCCGUAGAGAAUGCAUGGAGAGCCUUCUCGGUAAACCAUCCCUGGGCUACUGGGAGUUUUCUUCAGAAUCCCGUCAGCAUUUGAGAAGUACAAACCAGCAAGAGGCUGUGUAAAACUGUAUGCCCGCAAGGGGAUUGUACCCCAAGAUCAUGUUAAUUACAGGGCAGUCUUGGUGCCCUGCCAUGAGCUGGCUGUAUAACUGGUGGCUGCUGUGGCUGCCACCAAGGAGAAAAUGUGGUGGGCGAGCCCCGGGGAA